UCUAACGUCGUGUGGGAUUGUGAACAUUAAUAUCUGUCCUUAAUUUACUCCAAUAAUGCCGUAUGCUAACCAGCCGACGGUGAAAAUCACAGAACUGUCAGACGAAAAUGUGAAGUUUAUGAUUGAAAACACUGAUUUGGCGGUUGCAAACUCUAUACGUCGUGUCUUCAUGUCAGAAGUUGCCACUAUAGCGAUUGACUGGAUCCAGAUCGAUGCCAAUUCAUCAGUAUUGCAUGAUGAGUUCAUUGCACACAGAGUGGGUCUCAUACCCCUCACUAGCGAUGACAUUGUGGACAAAAUGCAGUAUUCCAGGGACUGUACCUGUGAUGAUUUCUGUCCAGAGUGUUCUGUCGAGCUGACGCUGGAUGUCCGAUGCACUGAAGACCAGACACGCCAUGUCACCUCACGUGACCUGUUGUCCAACAACCCCCGAGUCAUCCCUGUGACUUCCAGGAGUAGAGACAAUGAUCCCAAUGACUACGUUGAACAAGAUGACAUUUUGCUGGUGAAGCUUCGUAAAGGACAGGAACUGCGACUCAGAGCUUACGCCAAGAAAGGCUUUGGCAAAGAGCAUGCCAAGUGGAACCCAACAGCGGGGGUGUCAUUCGAGUACGACCCAGACAACGCACUCCGGCACACAGUUUACCCAAGACCUGAGGAAUGGCCAAAGAGUGAAUACACAGAGAUUGAAGAAGAUGAGGUUCAAGCUCCCUAUGAGCCCAAUGGAAAACCAGAAAGGUUCUAUUACAACGUGGAGUCUUGCGGUUCUCUACGACCGGAGACCAUCGUCAUGUCUGCGCUGGCCGUCCUCAAGAAGAAGCUGAGCGACCUGCAGACACAGCUGAGCCACGAGAUCCAAAGCGACGUGCUCACCAUCAACUGAGAGUGUCUUGCUUACAGACCAGGACCUGCAUUCACACAGCACAGCACAUUACUUCUGAUCAGAUCGAGGAUCAGUGUUCAGGUUGCAUGACACGUGCUUCUGUUCUAUGUAGAAUCAGUUGAAUCCUCCCGGGAUACUGGUCUUAGAUCUGUAUGUAUGUUCUUGUAUGUGUGUUCUUGAGCUGUGGGUAAUUUGAACUACUAAGAGUCUUCAUUUUACCUUAGAGUUUGAACAAAAUGAUUGUUAAAUGUCUCAUUGUUAGAAGUCAUCAUUUACUCUUAUCCAGACAUGCAUUCUUGAACUUAUUCCAGCAGCAGUGAUUCUAACAGAAGUUGUGUGUGCAAUGCAAGGUCAGUGUCUGAAAGGUCUCGAAAUGAUGCAAAUAAAGUUUUUUUUGUUGUCAGUGUAAUACUCGAAUAAUAUUUUGUUAAAUGUCACUUUUUAAAUAAAUC
Molecule: messenger RNA, 1335 nt
Organism: Scomber japonicus (chub mackerel)
Lineage: Eukaryota; Metazoa; Chordata; Actinopteri; Scombriformes; Scombridae
Gene: polr2c
Product: RNA polymerase II subunit C
Exons: 9
Coding region: 56-883 (275 amino acids)
Biological process (GO): DNA-templated transcription
Cellular component (GO): RNA polymerase II, core complex
Molecular function (GO): protein dimerization activity; DNA-directed RNA polymerase activity
Source: RefSeq, a predicted model, not a curated record